This is a messenger RNA of Lachnellula hyalina, 1038 nucleotides long. It is a transcript of the gene rrp43, whose product is annotated as Exosome complex component. The record is from RefSeq and is a predicted model, not a curated record. Gene Ontology annotation, biological process: nuclear mRNA surveillance; nuclear polyadenylation-dependent mRNA catabolic process; U5 snRNA 3'-end processing. Gene Ontology annotation, cellular component: nuclear exosome (RNase complex); cytoplasmic exosome (RNase complex). The coding region runs from base 1 to 1038 and encodes 345 amino acids. Lineage: Eukaryota; Fungi; Ascomycota; Leotiomycetes; Helotiales; Lachnaceae. The transcript has a single exon.
AUGGCUUCCGCAGCCCCCCAAUCAACCCUCUCUUUCCCUCGGGAGACAUUUGCCAAACUCUCUCCCCAUCCAUACCUCCUCGCCCAUCUCCAACCCACCUCCGAUUCCUCCAUCCCAACACGCGCAAACGGUCGAGUAGCUACACAAUUUCGGACCCCGCAUAUCAACAAUGGCUCUCUCACACAUGCCGAAGGAAGCGCAGUGGUACGGAUAGGAGAUACAACGGUUGUCUGUGGGAUUCGGGCAGAAAUACUGCUUGCGAACAAUGUGGCAGGUUACCGCGUCGACAAAUCAUCAACAGCGCCGUCGUCGAAGGUAGGAUACAAUGAGGCAAAGGAACUAGAUCUACUCGUCCCGAAUAUUGAGUUGGCGACAGGAUGCUCCCCUGCCUUCAUGCCAGGUCAACCUCCUAGCACGCUUGCGCAGAGUCUGAGCACGAGGAUAUAUUCGUUGCUACAUUCCAGUGGAUUGGUUGACGGAGAAGACCUGAGGAUUUGGUACCAGCCGCCGGAUCUCAGCGACCAGGACAAGAUGGAGGAGGAAGAUGAGGAGGAUGUCCCCGAGCCGGAAGUAAAGGCAUUUUGGACGCUCUAUAUCGACAUUUUGUUCAUCUCUCUGGACGGCAACCCAUUCGAUGCAGCUUGGGCGGGAGUUAUCUCGGCGCUGAAGAAUGUACGACUACCAAAGGCAUACUGGGAUCCAGAUCGGGAGAUGAUACUUUGCGAGGACUCGGUGGCACAAUCAAAAAAGCUACAGCUGAGAGGACUGCCAAUUGCUGUUACGUCGCUGGUUUUCAAGGCAAAAGAACAAAAGCAAGCAAAGGUUCAAAAAUGCUGGAUCUUGGUCGACCCUGAUACAUUUGAGGAGGGACUAUGUGAAGAAUCUGUUACGGUGGUUAUAGAUUGUGGAAGCGGGAAGACGAAGAUGUUAGGCAUCUCCAAAGCCGGGGGCACCACGAUUGGAAUGCUAGAGAUGAAGGGCAUUGUGAGCUUGGCGGAAAAACGAUGGGUUGAGCUGAGCGAUCUUCUUGACCGCUGA